Messenger RNA from Acanthopagrus latus (yellowfin seabream), 3805 nucleotides. RefSeq names its product TNF receptor-associated factor 6 (gene traf6). The transcript has 8 exons. Gene Ontology annotation, cellular component: plasma membrane signaling receptor complex. Gene Ontology annotation, biological process: tumor necrosis factor-mediated signaling pathway; regulation of canonical NF-kappaB signal transduction; positive regulation of JNK cascade. NCBI's taxonomy places the organism in Eukaryota, Metazoa, Chordata, Actinopteri, Spariformes, Sparidae. Bases 143 to 1861 code for a protein of 572 amino acids. The record is from RefSeq and is a predicted model, not a curated record. Gene Ontology annotation, molecular function: zinc ion binding; ubiquitin protein ligase activity; tumor necrosis factor receptor binding.
GCCGUUACCAGCCUCCGGCCAGGCGGCGGCGCUCACGUGCGCGCCGGGCGACAACUGAACACAUCAUCCCUGAUGACGUUUGGACCGAAAAAAACAGGAAAUUCUGUAGAAACGAAAAGUUCGAGACGUUUUGAAAUCAAAGAUGGCUUGCUUUGACAGCAGUAAGGGGAGUCUGGAGGAGGACAGCUAUGAAGGAGCUGUUGGUGGAGAGCUGUCUGGCUGUGCAUUGGCAAUGCUCGAAAAGGAACGGGAGUCCCUUCUCAGCCCUUCAGAGAGCCCUGGCACCUACAUCAGCAGCACCUCUGCUAGUUUUCCAGCCGCUGUCCCCCCCCAGGGCUAUGAUGUGGAGUUUGACCCACCUCUCGAGAGUAAAUAUGAGUGCCCUAUCUGCCUCAUGGCUUUGAGGAAUGCCAUUCAAACGCCCUGUGGUCACCGUUUCUGCAAGAACUGCAUCGAGAAGUCCAUUCGUGAUACAGGACAAAGGUGCCCUGUGGACAAUGAAAUGCUGUCAGAGGACCAACUGUUUCCUGAUAACUUUGCUAAACGUGAAAUCCUGUCACUAACUGUUCGCUGUCCCAAUUCUGGCUGUGCUGACAAAAUGGAGCUCCGACAUUUAGAGAAUCAUUUAGCAUGCUGUCAGUUUGCCACUGUGCCUUGCCCACAAUGCCAACAGUCUGUGUGGAAGAGCCACCUAGAGCAGCACACAACUGUUGAGUGCCAAAGGAGACCUGUGUCGUGCCAAGAUUGUGUGGCAACCUUUGUUUUUGAGGAGAAAGAGCUCCAUGAACAACAAUGUCCCUUUGCCAACGUGACGUGCCAGUACUGUGAGAUGGAUCUGAUCAGAGACCAGAUGGAAUCUCAUUGUGAUACAGAUUGUCCAAAAGCACCCAUCGCCUGUAACUUCAGCACCUUUGGAUGUAAGGAACGGAUGCAGCGCCACAACCUGGCUCAGCACAUGCAGGAGUUCACGCAGAUGCAUAUGCGCUAUAUGGCGGAGUUCUUGCGUGGCCUUUGCCUCAAUGGCACCACACCCAAAUCCCUGUGGGCCCAAGGACCUUCUGUUUCCUCUGAAGAUCUAGGAGCAGCAGCAUCAGCACCAGCCUGUAGUGGACCCAGAGGAGCUGCGAGCUGCAGCGGCAACAACUGUGCCCCAAGUCAGCCAAACGAGGAGAUGCAGAGGCUCAGGGAGAUGGAUGGACGAUUGGUAAAGCAAGAUCACCAGCUGCGUGAGGUCAUCAUUUUAAAGGAAACCCAGGCUGGCCAGCUUGCAGAACUCAGACGUAGGGUUUCGAUUCUAGAGGAGACAGUGAAGGAGCUGGAGUCCCAGCAGUGUCACGGUAUCUUCAUCUGGCACCUCAAAGGUUUCUCUGCACACCUGCGGAACCAAGAAGCAGGUCAGCCAGUUGUUGAGCACAGCCCCGGCUUCUACACGGGCCGUCCUGGCUAUAAGCUGUGCCUGCGCUUACACCUGCAGACCCCCAAUGCCCCGCGCUGCUCCAACUAUAUCUCCCUCUUCGUCCACACAAUGCAAGGAGCUUUUGAUGGCCAGCUGACCUGGCCAUUCCAGGGCACCAUCCGCCUUUCCAUCCUAGACCAGGGCCCUGAAGGUCAGCACCACACUGAAGUGAUGGAGACUAAACCAGACCUGCAGGCCUUCCAGAAGCCCACCAUCCAGCGCAACCCCAAAGGAUUCGGCUACGUCACCUUUCUGCAUCUGCAUCAGCUGAAUCAGAGAUCCUUUGUUAAAGAUGAUACUCUGCUUAUCCGCUGUGAGGUGACUCCACGUUUUGACAAUAUGGUUCACCGUGAGGGACCACCAGUGCAGCCUAGAGGACCUGAGGCCUCAGUUUCGAGGGACUAAAGUCAAAACCAUAUCUACUGGAUCAACAUGUUGCAGAGUUGUCAGUUCAGUACUCAGUAUCUCCGUGUUUAAUUCAUGGACAAAUGGAAAAUUCAUGUUCUUGCAAGUAUGCUAGUAUUUAUUUGUUUGCCAGCUUUACUCACACAUUGUACCAACAUUCAACAAGCCUCAUAAGUUCAAAGUCUGUGUAUAGUACCAUAGUCAAUAAUACUUAUCAGCUCAAUAUCACUAGUUUUAUCAUGUACACUUACUGCCUACAGACUGAAUGUUGCUAAAGACUUUGCUCUCUUGGUCUGGUUGCUGGAAACUGCACUGAAUGUUAAAGAUCCUCUUUGUGGAGUUUUUGAUCACUGGUGGAACUGUGGAACUUUUUGACAGAGGCAGAGCCACAUAGUGUAGGUUUUUACCAUAUCCUGUCCUAGCAUAAAAGGAUUUAAGUGUGUGCACAGUGGCAUGUGAGUCACGUGAUACACACUCUACUCUACUCUACUACUGCACAGGACAAGACUUGACUUUGCAGUGCCUGGGUCCAGAAAGACAUUUUCUUGUACCAAGUAAUAGAACAGAAAUGACCGUAAAAACAAUAAAGAAGUGCCACGAAAACUCUGAAAGAGCUUCUUGUAGGGCUCCAGGUUACAACUGUUUUAGUCGCAGAUGCACCCAAAAAUCUGUCAAACGCAACUUAAUAUUUUCAUUGGUCACGUUUUGAAACAACUGAGUGCAUCACGUUUUCUUGUUGCGCGUGGACCUUUGGACCUUUGGACCUUUGAUUUCAUGCCCACAAUUCUUUACAUGAUGGGUUAAGAAGCUGUAAUGUCUUAUUAGGUGCACCUAAAUCAUGUGUGAAUGUACCUAAAUGUGCACCAGCACAGCCAGAUUAAAAAGUUAAGCGCUGGAAUCUGGAAUAGAAUUUGAAACCUUAGUCCAUCAGAAAUUACACCUCGGGAGGUCUUUAACGUUAUAUUAUUGUCCUGCCUUUCUUGUUAUCAGAAACUUUAAUUCCAUGUAUGAGCAGCUUUCAUUUGAAUGAAUGGGAUGCUAUCGCAGAACCUCCAGUCCAUUUCCUUUAAUAUGUCUGUGGGUAAAACAAGAUGCAGAGUCACUGGAGAAUGCAGCACAGAGCCAAGAAAUAAAUGUGGCCAUGUCAAACAAAAUUUAAAAAAUAAUGUACAGUAACAUCACUUUGCUUCGUUGUAUUGUGCCGAAUAUUUGGUGGCGCUGACAUGGCAAGCCACCGCCAGCAAUAGGUGAAGAAGAAGAAGAAGAAGACUACUAGUUUUGGAAGUAAUGCAAGUUUCAAAAUACGCCAAGGAAUACUAGAAUGUAGAAAUACUGCAUUUGUUCAACCUCAAGGAAACAUACAGUAUGUUCUGAUUGGAAACUGACUGUAGACAUAACUGUGUUUACACCUAAACACAUAUGGUAGCUUUUAAGCGCACAACUGUCAUCAAUAUGCUCUCCAAAUUCAAUAUUCUGCACUCUGCUGUUUAUCUGGUUUAAUUAUCACUGUGGAUCUUUAACAUAACACGUUACAGCUGUGCAGAUUUGUCACUACACUGCUCAUUUAGGUUUUUUAUAGAACUUGAGGUGCCUUUCACACAAAUUCCUGCCUAACGUGAUAUGGAAAAAUGUUUUCGAGAGUAGACAUAAAUCCAUCAUGGGUCAGUGCCCUGACUUUAAUACCAUACCACCUGUAAAGCCUUUACAUGUAAUAAUUAAUAUAUUGUUGUUGUUUUUUUUUUUGGUUUUUUUCAUUCCCCAUCUGUAAGAUGUAUUCAUUGUGAUGAUGCCGUUUAGAGUGAGCUGAUGUUGUUGUUUGUGCUGUGUCAGUGUUGUUUGCCAUGGAUCGUGGCACAUGAUCCAAUACUGAUGAGAAUAGCUGUAAACUUAGUCAAUCUCAUUUAAUGUCUUAUACUGACUUGGACUAUGGAUUAAAAAUAUAUA